AUGGUGCUGGUCAGUUUUUCUUGAUUUUCUCUUUAAUUACAAUAUGCCAUUAUUUACAAGGGACAUCUAAACUGUGAGAUUAUGCCAGAAGCUGAUCUCAAGCUUAUUGGAAAAAUGAAUAGUUGAAUAACAAAAUGACUGUGACGGGGUUGAAUUAAAUUGGGACUUGUUUGAGAAAAUAAUACAGAAUAAUAACUUAAUACUCUACAUUGAGAUGGGAAAAGGUAUUUUCUAUCAAGUACACACAUUACUUUGUCACAUCAAAUAAAAAAAAGCUUAAGAUUUUAAUGUUCAUUGUUUCAUCCUCCUCAAUCACAAAAGGCACCGAAUCUGUAGAAUGACCCAAGAGUGUGCCUCACCUGCCCAGUUUGAACCAUGAAGUGGCGCUACACAGGGGUGUCAGCAAGAGUUCAAAACUUCUGAAACUGAAACAGACAAGGCUCUUCUGACCAAUAGUACCAAAGGCCAUUUCAACAAUCUUGACCUCAUGUGAGGACGAGAUAUCAAAUUAAUUACAAUCUGAUGUGUUCCUUGAGGUCAACGUGUUUGUAGGUGGUGUUCUGUCUCAGCUGAAGAACAUCUCCUUGUCAAGGUCCCCAACACCAUGUGAAGACAUGUUUGAACGUCUCCAAUAAGUCUAGAUGGCAGCAUGACUACCUACAAAGGCAUCACAUCUUCCCAUAGUCUUUCAACAAAAAGUCUCCAGAAACUCUCUAGUCAUGCGUUCCAAACCAAAGCUGAGCAAGGGGUGAGUGAGGUCCUCUCUAGAUAA
Molecule: messenger RNA, 772 nt
Organism: Coregonus sp. 'balchen'
Lineage: Eukaryota; Metazoa; Chordata; Actinopteri; Salmoniformes; Salmonidae
Source: the annotation of a GenBank genome assembly